Messenger RNA from Octopus bimaculoides (California two-spot octopus), 6341 nucleotides. RefSeq names its product sorting nexin-25. Gene Ontology annotation, molecular function: phosphatidylinositol binding. Gene Ontology annotation, cellular component: intracellular membrane-bounded organelle. The record is from RefSeq and is a predicted model, not a curated record. Lineage: Eukaryota; Metazoa; Mollusca; Cephalopoda; Octopoda; Octopodidae.
CGAAAGCGAAAGUUGACAGCCGUGUGACAAGAACGCUCUGAUGGUUCUUACAGCUGAAGCUACAAAACAACAGCUAAGAAAAAUAGGUUUAAAAAUCUGGUUUACAAAGAAAUGAUUUACACAAGACAGGAGUAGCAAUCUACGAAAGAAAGAAAUGACUGCAGAUGUGAGAAGAGAUAACACCAAUAAAAUGAAGCACAUUGAUUUAAGAAAAUUAUUUCGUCGGUGACAUAUUCAAGGGACACCGGUUGAUCACGGAAGCAAAACAGAAUGAUCAAAGUGGAGUCCAGAUUAAACGAGAAAAGACCGAUGAUGAAUUGUUGAUAUAAUGAAGAGAUUGUCCCUGGCUUUCAGUAUUGGAGGUGUGGCACUUGCAGUAUUCUGGCGCCAUGGUUUGUUUAGCUAUAUCUCCUUCACAUUGCUCUAUGCAUCGGUCUGCCUUCUUGGUGUGUCGGUCGGAGUGCGAUGGUUCAUUGACAGAAGCCCAUUUUACCGUACAGCAUUACCUCCUCAGACUUCAAGUUUCCUAGGGCUUCUGGUUCAGAAAGUCAAGAAAAAGAAAAUGGCUCUUCUCUCAAAACAGAGGAAAGUGGUGACAUCACAGAACUUGGAUUUGGCUAUUCUUGAAGUAAUCGACCUGUCAAUUAGAGAUUUUGUCAUGACAUGGUAUAAACCUAUUGGUAAAGAUGAUGAGUCAGUAGCACAGUUAAUCAAAUCUGACAUUUGGAUUGUAAUAGAGAAACUGUCUGUUCGUUUGUCAAAAGUUGACAUGGUGAAGUUUAUGACACAGGACCUCAUUAAUGCAUUACACAAUCACUUUAAAGAGAUACGGUUAUCAUCUAAAACGUCAAAAGAAUCAGCCAAUCACAAAUACACAAUUUAUCCCUGGUUGGAGAAUGAAGAAAAGGAGAAAGAAUUCCUUAGAUUUCUAACCAACUCUAUAAUGUUUGUACUUCUACCUACAAACUAUGCUCAUUGUGAUAUUGUUCGACAUUUACUGAGGGAGAUUUUCACUGUAUCUGUUCUGAAGCCUGCCAUUGAUCUGUUAUGUGAUCCGGAAUUUAUCAAUGAACAACUGCGCUCCUAUUUAAGUUACCGCGCCAAAUUGUCAGAAGACACCAGGAAAACCUAUUCUUACGCUGCCACAUAUGAAGAUUUUGUCAAAAUGAUUCAAAACUGUGAAGACAUUGAAUGCCUCAAACAACUUCGAUAUAAUAUCAUAAGUGAAAUUCUGCAAGCUACAACUAUUAACAACUGGAAGAAGUCACAAGGUAUCAGCACAGCUAAAGCUCAUGUACCAAAGAGUAUGGCAAAAGGAGAUCUUUUGAAAGCCAGGAACUUGAAGAUAUACAUCAACCAAUUAACUGUUGCUAAAACGACUUGUGAGAAAAGGAUUCAUGCAAUUGGUGGCCCUGACUAUAAAUGCUAUGGUGAAGGAAGUGUCAGUGAAGAAUUAACUCUUCCUGGUCGGAAAAUUUUUUCAGUGAAAACCGUGAUGGACACACCAGAACUAAGACUUUUCUUUCUGAAGUUUCUUCGUCGAAACAAUACCCAUGCACUUCUAGAGUUUUGGAAUGAUGUUGAAGAGUUAAAGCAAAUUGCCAAGGAUGAACAACGGACGAAGGCAUGUCAGAUCUUACAACAAUACUUCUCUUCAUCUAACAACAAUAUUAUUUUGGAAAAGAAGAUCAUUAAGAUGAUGGAAGCUUUUGUUCUUGGAGACACAGGACUGGAUGGUUUUGCCGAUGGCCAGACCCAGGUUUACCAACUGUUAGAAAAAGAACAUUAUUCAUCUUUCAUAGUCAGUGAUAUUUAUCAUGAAUAUAUAGCUGCUCUGGAAAGUGAACCCUCUGCAAAAUCUCCUCUUGACGAUAGUAUUGAUGGUAAAGAGAGUUUUAGUUCCUUUGAAGUGGGCAAAGAUGUCCUUUUCGCUGAUCAGUCAUAUUCCAUCCAGAAGAAACUUGAGAAACUGGAUGAAAAAAUUGUCAAUAAAAGUCAAGCCCUCGCUACAUUGCUCAGUUCUACCAAAGCUGAUUCUAAGUUUAAAAAAGUUGUUGAUGACUUAAAGAAAGAAUUGGAAACAUUGCAUUGUGAAAAGAACCAAUUUGCUGCUUAUGUUCAACGAACAGAUUUAUGGUGGGAAAACCAGGGCAAGUGGAAGGCUCAAGUGCACAGUGCUGAUAUUGUUUCAGAGGGAGACAAAUUAACUCCUUACUUUGUUAUUGGCGUCGAUGUUGAUGAUUCCGACUCAUUGAUGAAAAGUGAAGGCUGGUCAAUUUCUCGAACAUUGGCUGAUUUUGGUGUUUUGCAUGAAAAGCUCAUCCAGAUUGGUGCAUGGCUGAAAAAGAAGGAACUUCCAAGUACCAAUAAGAUGUGGUUUAAAUCCAUUGGGGAAUCUUUUCUGGAGAAAGCUAAAGAAACUCUCAAUAAUUAUCUCAUUACUGUAAUGAAAGAUGAUCGUAUGGCUCAAAGUGAAGCACUCUUUGAAUUCCUCUCGCCGGCGCCAGACUUCCUCAGUCAGCAGACACAAAACCGAAGCAACUGGAACUUUUCUCUUGGAAAAUUGUUUCGGAAACUCCCUGUUAACUCUGAUACUGAUGCUGAAGAUGAAUUCCUGUUUGUUAACUGUGAAGGUGGUAAAGAGGAACAAAACCGCGAUUCCAUUGCUGAGCCGUUACACCAUUUGAUUAAUGAAAUCUUUGAGCUGCAUGGUCCACUGAAAUGGUUACGGAAAAGCUUCAUAAUAUGUGUUGAAGCAAUGUGUGGAGGCCCCAUUAAUAGACAAUUACGUAUGGCUGUUGACUGGAUGUUCUCUGAUUCGAUGCUAAUUUAUUACAUAAAAACAUUCAAAGACUCUCUUUGGCCCAACGGCAUUCUGGCUGAGCCAUGUCCACCAAAGACAGAAGAGGAAAAAAUGAAAAUCAGAAUGGAAGCAAAAGAGAAAAUUAUUCAAAAUGUACCUGACGUAUUAAAGACAUUGGUCGGUGAUGACAAUGCAAGACAAGGGACCAUUAAAAUAUUUGAAAUUUUACAAGAUGUCCAAUUAAACAAGCAGUUGUUUUAUAAUGUUAUUGAACUUGUCCUACAAGAAGUCUGUCCUGAAUUGAACAUCAAAUUCCCUUCAAAACAUUUUUUCUUAUCAACAGGAGUUGUUCAGUGACUCUUCAUUCUUAUCUGAGUUGUUUGAUAGUCAGUUGCCUCCCUCAACUGUCCCUUCAUUCUGUUUUACUGAUAUCUUCAUUCUGUAGCUCUAAAAGAAAAUAUUUCAUUGGUUUGUAAUAUACAGGGACCACCCUUUGUCUUUUAAUGCUAAUAAUCACCGCGAGAGUGAAUAAGUUUGUAGGAAUAAAUGACCAAAUCUUUGACGUAGGUGUCAAAGGAUAUUAGUUGGAUUAUCUCUCAAUUUUCUAGUUGUCUAUGGUCUGUGUCUUAAUUUUAAAUGUUGCAGUCUGACAGGAGUUUAGUAAACACGGCCCAGUGCUAAUGGCAGAAUAUGAAUCAUUGAUCUUUUACGUUAUAAACUGACAUUCCGUUUGUGAUAGGAGCAUCAAUAAAUAACCAGAGUUUCUUCACCAGCUGUAACUAAUUUGUUUACUCUUUAAGUGGGGAAUAUAAUUCUUCAAUAAUAAAGACCACAAAAAAUGGGGACCAUAAAAAAUUUUAAAUAAAAACAACAGAAGAAGUAUAAUUAAACCUGUAAAAAGCUGGUUUAAUUAGUUGUUUAUUAAUUAAUUAUAUAUGAAAUAGCAUAAUCUUAUCAAUUAUAUGAAUGUAUUUAAUAUUUCUGGGAUGAUUAGUUUGGUAUCAAAACUGAAAUUAGUGAAAGUCUAGUUACUGCUCACAUACUAUUUGUUAUAUUAUUAUUAUUCUUAAAACAUCUCCCAGUUCAAUAUAAGUGAACGAGAUGCUUACAUCUUCGAAGUAUACAUAAAGAAUGUAAUGAGGUUUUAACAUUGAGUGAAUGAAGUUAGUUAUUCAUUCAUUAAUGAAGAUGACACAGUACAGGAUAGUUUGUAUGAGUGAGCAUACCCAGUUGUGAAGAUUGUUUUGAAUGAAAUCAGUGUUUCUCAGGUUGGGGUGUUGUAAUACUUUGGUGGAGCAUGACUUACUCCAGAAUGAGGUGUAAGUUACAAGUGAAUGAACCUUCAAUGUAGUAUUGAUCAAAACAUUUUUUGAAUAUACAUACAUAUAUAUACAGAUACACAUAUAAUUAAUGAGUGCAUGAACAAAACACAUCCAGUAUGUGGUAUUGAUAAUGUUUGUAUUAUUAGAAGUGCUUUUAAUUCAUAUAUGUGUGUGUGUGUAUGUAUAUACAUAUUUGUGUGUGUAUUUAUGUAUAUACAUAUGUGUGUGUGUAUAUAUAUAUAUAUAUAUAUAUAUAUAUAUAUAUAUAUUUGUAUGUAUGUAUGUAUAUAUGUAUUUAUAUAAAUACAGGGUGCGAGGGGUAUUUGAGGACAGUUUUGGUAUACAUUAAAACAACUAUAUUUCAGCACAAAUAAAUAUGUAUUUGAAUAAACAUUUGUGCAAUUAGUUUUGAUAAUGAUUUUUUUUUAGCAAAUUAUUCUAUGAAACCACCUUCAGCUUCAAUGAUUGCUUCAAUGCAGGACUGAAACUGCUGGCAUGCUGACACUAUAUGGUCCUUAUUUAUUUUGGAAAUCAGCUGGACAAUGGUGGCCUUCAGUGAAGCUAUGGUAUUAUGAGGAUGUCAAUUAGUCUGCCUUUCAGCAGCGCUCAACACAUAGUAGUCCAUGGGGUUCAAAUCUGGCGAGUUUGGAGGCCACAUAUUGGGUGUUACAUAAUCGUAAAGAUUGUCUGACAACCAUUCUUGGGUGAAUAGAGCUUUGUGAGAAGGUGCUGAGUCUUGUUGAAACACAUAUGGCUUUUUAUUGCAUACUUCAUUAAUCUAGGGCUUGAUAACAGUUUCCAGUACCUCAAUGUAUCCAGCAGUAUUAAUUCUAAGACCAUGUGGAAAAAAGUGGGGAGGCAUCACAUGACCUUCACUACUCACCACUCCUAAAACCAUCACAGUUGCUGGAAAUUUCGUGUGCAUCACUCUGGGUACUUCAGAAGGAUCUACACGUAACCACCUGUCAUUUCUUCUGUUAGACUUUUGAACUUGGUCAAAGUUUUUUUGUCAUAGAAUAACCAAAGAAUGCCUUGUUCAUGAGGAUUUUUCACUUAUUUGAGUAACCAUUUUGAACGGAUGAGACAGUUUUCCUGUGUCUUUACAGACACAAAUUGGCCUUUCCUCAUUACAUAGGACUAGUAUCGAAUGUCAUGAUGUACCACAGUUCUGAUAGUCCACUCUGACACCCGAAAUUCUUUAGUAAUGAACCUCAUUGAUCUUCUGGGGUUUUCAUCUAUAAUGUUUUAAACAUGUAUAAAUUCUAGUGUCCUUUUAGUGUCUGAGCAUUGUGAAUGCCUUUUUCUCUUUGAUACAGGUGAAAUAUUGCCAUCACAUGCCUCCAAUUCCAACCAAAUUUUGUCUACAAAUGAUUUUGCAACAUUUAGAAAGUUGCCAAUUUCUAAAUCACUGUGGUUUGCAUAUAUAGCAACUAUGACUGCAUGUCUUUUCAUUUCUUGAGUUAGCAUAAUAUCUUGAAAGGGUAAUCUGAAAAAAAAUAUGAUACAUUAAACAAUUUGAAGGUGUAAUGAACUAAAAACGAAAUGUCCUCAAAUCACUCCCACAUCUUGUAUAUAUGUAUGUAUUUAUGUAUAUAUAUGUAUUUAUAUUUAUAUAUGUGUGUGUCUGUAUAUGUUCAUAUUUAUAUGUGCGUAUCUAUGUACAUGUAUGUGUGUGUGAAUAUAUACGUGUGUAUGUAUGGAUGUAUAUAUACCAAUUUAGUCUAGUUAUGAUAGGUGCAUGUUUAUUUUUUAAUCAAAGUGGUUUGUUGUGUAACACCAAAUUAAAUCCAAGUUAAUGAGCUUACAUGGUCAAAACUGGACUAUUGCAAGAUGUCCUGGGUUAUGGGUUAAAGUUAUUUAUUUCUAGUGGAGUUUUAUAUCACCCUAAGCAAGCCACCUAAAUAUGAGUAUUCUAACAAAAGGAUACCACUAGAACAUACUUUUACCAUUCUCACUCAUUGCUUUGCUGGGUAAGUGAUGAACCAAAAGAAGUUCUUCUUGGUUAAAAGAAUUAGGAAUUUUUUUCCUAAGGUACACAACAGUCCACAUGCCAAUGAUAGGGUAUGAACUUAUGAAUUUGAGAUUUGAUUCUUCCUAAACCUUGAGAACCAACUGUUUUAUUCAUUCAUCUCCUGUAGUACAUGAUUAUGAAAGUUGAUUGGUAGUGAUCUGACAUGAAUCUGAUUAAAAAUAUGAAAAUUAAAUUAUUUUGAUAA